Molecule: messenger RNA, 2923 nt
Organism: Colletotrichum destructivum
Lineage: Eukaryota; Fungi; Ascomycota; Sordariomycetes; Glomerellales; Glomerellaceae
Product: Putative chitin synthase, nucleotide-diphospho-sugar transferase
Exons: 3
Coding region: 361-2313 (650 amino acids)
Cellular component (GO): cell septum; cell periphery
Molecular function (GO): chitin synthase activity
Source: RefSeq, a predicted model, not a curated record
ACCUUCUUCUACCCAUGCCGGGCCCUCUUUUUCUUCUUACCAUCCUUUCCCGCAGGAAUAAAGAUUCGUCCUCCACUUCUCACUUUUCACUUUCCUCCUCCUCUUCGCUAGGAACUUUGCUCUGUUGCCUCCGGCGCUCAUCACAUUCGUUUUGUUGUUGGCCCGACUCUCAGGAUCUUGCUUAGAUCCCUGACAUCCCCAUCUUGCCCUCCCCCCCGCCUUCGUCCAUAGUCUCUCUCACGCACAUACUCUUUCUCUAUCUGCGCUGCGUGUUGUCGAUAAUAUCGUUGUCGUUGUCGAGCUCUUUUGGUUGAAUAUCGUUCACUCUUCACUGCCAUCGUGUACUCGAACAACAUCGAUAUGCGUCACCCGCCUGCACCCCCUCCACCCAUUGGGGAGAGCAGCCGCCCUCCCCUGUCUCCCCUCUCUGGAGCAACAACACCAGCUCGCAGCCAGCGUAGUCUGUCUAUUCCGCGGCCCUUUGGAUCUCGAAUCCAGUCGCAGGGCUCGUCUGUUGUUGGUUUCACCACGGAAGACUUGCCCUUUGGCGUCCGUACACCCGGUUCCUUCGGCCAUCGAUCAUGGCAAUCUCGCGGAGGCGAGUCCGCCGCCUCCUUCCAGUCGUCUGUUAUGCAAGAGGAGGCAAAACUCAGGUGGGACUCUGACUCGGAGCUGAAAAUGGUGUCCAAGUCCCUGUUGAGGUUCCAGAAGUGGUGCCUGCUCAUCGGCCUGCUCUGUAUCAAUGCGGCGCUCAUCUAUGUGUCGUUCACGUACCACGUCGCCCACUACUUUUUCAUGGUUCUGCUCAGCUCCAACACGGUGCUUCAGUUCAUCAUGAUCGUCUUCAUCCUUGGUCACUUUCUCUUCAAAACCAUCUUCUUCUGCUUCCGCCGCAAGGAGAAGGUGCCGGAAACCCCCGAGAGAAUGGUCAUGCUUCUGCCCUGCUACAACGAGACCCUGGAGGAGCUCACCAGGUCCCUGGACUCUCUCGUCGUGCAGAAGAACAUUGACGACCACCCGCGCAUGAUCUUCAUCGUUGUCGAUGGUAACGUCAAGGGCGCUGGCAUGGCCAAGACCACCCAGGAGUAUCUCCUCCAGGACAUCCUCGAGCCUGGUCCGACGCGCUUCUUCGAGAACGGCUACCGCGCCCGCGACGGCCUCUUCAUGCCGACCAAAAUCCAGACCGGUUACUACAAGGGCAUCCCGUACGUCUUCGUCGGCAAGCGUUACAACCAGGGCAAGCGUGACAGCCUUUGCUUUGCUCGUUCAUUCCUGUACCACUUCCACAAGCGCUCCAUCAACGUCAUGACCAUGUUCAGCAACGAGCUGUUCGAGCACCUGGGCAACGCCUUCGUCUCCCAGGGUAUCGAUAACGCCGAGUACCUGGUCGGAAUGGACGCCGACACUGUGUUUGACGAGUACUGUAUCUGGGAGAUGUUGAGGGAGAUCCGCAAGAACCCCAAGCUCGUCGGCGUCUGCGGCCACGUCUGCGUCGACUACGACGGCAGGAACUGGGGUCUCUGGUCGCUGUACCAGUCGGUCGAGUACUCGCAGACCCAGGGUCUCCGUCGCAUGUUCCAGUCGCGCAUCACCGGAAAGGUCAACUGUCUCCCUGGAUGUUGUCAGCUGAUCAAGAUCGACGAGGCCACCUUUGGCGACGAAGUCCUCCGCCAGCGGUUCGGAUACUGCCCCAAGCCCAACGACCUCAUGACGCAGCACAUCAUGGGCAACUACUCCGAAGACUCGAUCCACGCCAGCAUCAUCUUUUCGCUCUUCCCUCAGCGCCAGACCGCCCAGGCCCUCCGCGCCAAGGCUUUCACCAUCGUGCCCCAGGACUGGAAGGUUUUCCUGUCGCAGCGCAAGCGUUGGGCCCUCGGCUCCAUUUCUAACGAGUUCGUCAUGAUCUUCCGCCCCGGCAUCAUCCCUAUCGAGCGUCUCCAGUCCAUCAUCGCUGUCAUGACCUGGUUCAUCACUCCCUUCAUCAUGGCCGCCGUCAUCGCUUUGAUCAUCAUUCUCAUCCGCCGCGGCGACGAGCUUGUCCGAGACCCGGUUUUCAUGUCGUUGUUCGCUCUUCUCCUGUUCAGAUACAUCUACUCCUUCUGCAUCGGUUUCUGGCUGCCGAGAAACAUGCUCGAGCGCAUGCAAUACUUCGUGGGCUACUUCUUCCACCUCUGCACGUCGCCGUUCCUCAACAUGAUCAUUCUCGGAUACUCGCUCGUGUACUCUGACGAUUUCAAGUGGGGUAAGACCCGCGAGGUCGUCAAGGGAGACGACGAGAAGGUCGACGCCGAGGGCGGACGUGGCACUCUUUGAAAAAGCCCACCGCACCUUACUGAUGUGCGGGGGACGUCGCCCCAGAUCUCACACCAAGACAGAACUCGGCUGCUCAGCUGACUCUCGUUUUGUCGCUUUUUUUAUAUUGUUCAGUCAUUCAAGUGGCGUUUUUUCAUCUGGUUGAGGCAGGAAAAUAUGGGAUCGCUAGACUCGUCAACCAGACGAAUGGAAUGGUGAGGGUGUGGGAGACAUGGGUCAUUAUUGGACGGGGACCGAAACAAAAAGAAGUUGACAUGACACCAUCAUGUCUGCAGAACAUGCCGCCGUUCAGGAAACACGUAUACUAGGGCUGCCUCGACCAGGAUCGGCAAGCAUUCAUUCGUCUUUGAAAACAUCACACCAACAGCCUUCGACCGCCCAUUUCACAUGUCGAGGGAGAGAGGGAGAGAGUCGGGGCUGGGAAAAUCGUACAUAUCGGGGCUUCUUGUACAGACGGUGCUGGGGAACGGAACGGAUGGCGACUAGGAGCCGAGCGCUGGCCCGGGCCCUUGGAUCUUUUCGAUUCUCUUCACGCUUUUCGAUUCUUCACAUUAUCGCUUACCUCCCGUUGCACGUUGAGGUCGUGCCCGGCUAUCCUCUUGAAGUUUUU